AUGUCAUCAUCCUUAGAUACUCUACCUGAAGUCAAGGUCCAACAUAAAUCUGCAUUCGGUCAAUUAGUCACUGGACCACCUGGUGCAGGCAAAUCAACCUACUGCCAUGGAUUACAUCAGUUCCUCACAGCUCUCAAUCGACCUAUACACAUAAUCAAUCUUGAUCCAGCCGUAUCUAACCCCCCAUACCCAUGCUCCAUAUCUAUCACUGAACUCGUCGAUUUAGAUAGCGCAAUGGAAGAAUACGGUCUAGGUCCCAAUGGAGCAAUGUUAUAUUGUUUAGAAUACCUAGAGGCGAAUUUUGAUUGGUUGAUAGAUCGAUUGGAUGAAGUGCUGGAAAAUGAUGGUGGGAAUGGAUAUGUGGUGUUUGAUACGCCUGGCCAGGUGGAACUGUGGACGAAUCAUGAUUCGUUGAAGAAUAUGGUUGAGAAGUUGGGCAAAUUGGAUUAUAGGCUCGCAGCUGUUCACCUUAGCGACGCGCACUAUAUCACCGACGCCUCCAAAUUCAUCUCUGUCGUCUUACUAGCUCUACGGGCGAUGUUACAAAUGGAGAUGCCCCAUGUCAAUGUUUUGAGUAAGAUUGAUCUGCUAUCUACAUAUGGUGAACUGCCAUUCGACCUGAGCUAUUAUACCGAAGUCCAGGAUCUGUCGUAUUUACUUGCCAAACUCGACUCUGAACCUCGUGCAGCUAAAUUCGGUAAAUUGAAUAAAGCCAUGGUUGAAUUAGUGGAUGAUUUUGGUUUAGUCGGAUUUGAGACUUUGGCUGUUGAGGAUAAAUCAUCAAUGAUGAACCUCGUUCGAUUGGUAGAUAAGAUGACGGGAUACAUAUUUAUACCUCACAAUCAAGAUUCUGAAGAUGAUAUGAAUGCGGUCAAUACACAAGCGUUAUUCGGAUCAGUCAUGUCCGGUGGAAAUGGGAACGACGUGAGGGAUGUACAGGAACGAUGGCUUAAUAACAAAGAUGCGUAUGACGAGUUUGAGAAAGAGCAGUGGGCGAUGGAAUGGGAAGAGAGGAAAAGACAGUCUACGAGAAGUAAGCAUCAGCAUGAUCAUGAACAUCAAUGA
This is a messenger RNA of Kwoniella botswanensis, 1065 nucleotides long. RefSeq lists its product as uncharacterized. NCBI's taxonomy places the organism in Eukaryota, Fungi, Basidiomycota, Tremellomycetes, Tremellales, Cryptococcaceae. The transcript has 5 exons. Gene Ontology annotation, molecular function: GTPase activity. Bases 1 to 1065 code for a protein of 354 amino acids. The record is from RefSeq and is a predicted model, not a curated record. Gene Ontology annotation, cellular component: cytoplasm.